AAGUCAAGGCUUGACCCAGCGCUGGUAUCGCCGUAGGAUAGUGGGGCAGCUCAAUGUGAAACAAUCGCAGUCGAUAAGACAUUCUACUUCAAGUUGAGCCGCUCAUCAGAAGACAUCUCACCUGAGGCGGAGGUUGCUUGCAGACAAUUCUCACCAAGCGCAGAAGCUAUAAAACCCCUCCAUCUUCUAUCUCGGGGGACAAAUCAGGACAGGCUAAGCUACUCUAGCACAUCCCAAAACUCGUCACACCUACUUAAAUAUCACUAAAACUUUCUAUUCUUAGAUCAGUUAUUCAUUCUUUAAAAUUUAAAUUUGCUUUACCUGCCUCUAUAUCGUACUCUUCAAUCUUAGAUAAUUUGAAGCUAUGCAGAUUCGCCAGCUUGUGACUGUCUUGGGCCUCUGCCUCUUCCAAGCACGUGCUAUGAUAGUCAAUGAACCGUUCGACAAUGCACUCAAGUCGUUUGUCAUGUUCAUGACGCCGUCUGAUGCUCCAGUUCACGAAUCCAAGAAGUUCCAAAGUGUGGCAGAUGCCUUAAAAUACCCUGGGCUUUCAAGUGAUCCCCAUUCGCUCCAACAUAUUGUACAUCACAGCAUUGCACCAAUCAUGCGUACCAACCAGGAGAACUUACCCUAUAUCUAUGCUGGUUAUGAUGGAUAUCUAAGGACCGUCAAGUCAAGUGCGCUGAAGCAUGAACCCGCAACGAGGGAUCUGCGAUUGUCAUUAUACCGAAGCGCUAUAUACAACGAACUCAAGGCCAUGGUUGACAGCAACCCAGAAAUGUUAACCCCAGAAAAGCUAGAACAUCUCCGUGGCCACUUACUCCCCAUAUUGAAUCCACAAGCCGGGGUUCAUCAAUCCAAUCACGCAAAUCCCACUGCAAAACUUGUUGAGCAGUUCCGAGAGGAAGCCGAGAAUGUGUUUAGAACUGAACCUAAGGGAAUCAAAGCGAUGGACAGAGAAGAAAUCAACAAGCAGUUGGAAGCAACCAACAAGAACAAGAACGUUCCGGCCGCAUUGCUCAUAAACGAACGGUUCGGUCACUAUCUGAAGCACCACGCCCAUCAUGAUCAUCAUGCUCAUUUUGCAAGCGCCGGUGUCCCAAGCUCGAUGCACGCUGUACCCGUUGCUUAACUCGAUACAACUACUUGUUUAUCCGAGCUUUAGUUUUUAUUUUAAAGAAAAAUGAGUGAUAGUACUCUUGGCUGAUAUUUAUCGAUAUGUAAAGCAAGAAACACACCCUAUUGUCUCACGCUUUCAAUAGAAAUAUUGUGAUUCAUGUCAUCUCAGAUUUCAUUCUUACUUCUUUCCUAGCAAUAUGAAAGCAAAAUCAAGUAAAAAACACUUCAAAAAAAGGCUAGCUGAGUCUGUGGCUGUUUCUUUCCUUCUAUCCACCUGAACCAUAUUCUUUUUCCAACUGUUUAUCUAAUAAACCACAUGGAAGAGUUAUAUUUGUUUGGAAUUUAUAUGCAUUUGUGGCCCAAA
Messenger RNA from Puccinia graminis f. sp. tritici CRL 75-36-700-3, 1483 nucleotides. RefSeq lists its product as uncharacterized. The record is from RefSeq and is a predicted model, not a curated record. Lineage: Eukaryota; Fungi; Basidiomycota; Pucciniomycetes; Pucciniales; Pucciniaceae. The transcript has a single exon. The coding region runs from base 365 to 1132 and encodes 255 amino acids.